Molecule: messenger RNA, 1319 nt
Organism: Erpetoichthys calabaricus (reedfish)
Lineage: Eukaryota; Metazoa; Chordata; Cladistia; Polypteriformes; Polypteridae
Gene: lias
Product: lipoic acid synthetase
Exons: 11
Coding region: 95-1231 (378 amino acids)
Biological process (GO): lipoate biosynthetic process
Cellular component (GO): mitochondrion
Molecular function (GO): lipoate synthase activity; 4 iron, 4 sulfur cluster binding
Source: RefSeq, a predicted model, not a curated record
AUCACUUACCAAUCACGGCUAAUCGAUGCUCGAAAGCACGGAGUAGAAACGCCGGCGACAGACAUAGGGGGCAAGGAAAGUUGGAACUACAGAAAUGGCCCUGCUCAAAGUGCGACGUUUUGACAGUAUCGGCUUGUGGCUGAAGACAGGGGAUUCUUUAAAUUUCUCAGGCUGUAUUACCCACUCAUGCAGGACUUCAAGUUCAGUGUCAGAUAAGAAGCAAUCACUUCUUCAUGGCCCAGAUCUUGAAGAUUUCGUUUCUGGAGACCUCCAAGACAGAAGCAAGUGGGCAGAAUACAAAGGGAACUUAAAGAGACAGAAAGGAGAUAGGCUGAGAUUACCACCCUGGCUGAAGACUGAAAUUCCCAUAGGAAAGAAUUACAAUAAGCUAAAGAAUACAUUAAGAAAUUUAAAUUUGCAUACAGUAUGUGAAGAAGCACGAUGUCCAAACAUUGGAGAGUGCUGGGGAGGAGGGGAGUAUGCCACAGCAACGGCAACUAUCAUGCUAAUGGGUGACACUUGUACAAGAGGCUGUAGGUUCUGCUCUGUUAAAACAUCUAGACAACCUCCUCCUUUGGACCCAGAUGAGCCACUCAACACAGCCAAAGCAAUUGCUGAGUGGGGUCUGGACUAUGUGGUGCUGACUUCAGUAGACCGAGAUGAUAUUGCUGAUGGAGGUGCAGAACACAUUGCAAAAACAGUUUCAUAUUUAAAGGAAAGAAAUUCAAAAAUCCUAGUUGAGUGCCUAACUCCAGAUUUCAGAGGUGACAAGACAUCUGUUGAGAAAGUUGCUUUGUCAGGAUUAGAUGUUUAUGCGCAUAAUGUGGAAACAGUCAGAGAGUUACAGCGGCAGGUUCGUGACCCUCGAGCAAACUUUGAUCAGUCAUUGAGUGUCCUGAAACAUGCAAAAAAGGUGAAACCUGCUCUUUUAUCAAAAACCUCUAUAAUGCUGGGGCUGGGAGAAACCGAUAAACAAGUUUACUCAACCUUAACAGAACUGAGAGAGGCAGGUGUUGAUUGUUUAACCCUAGGACAAUACAUGCAGCCUACAAAACGACAUCUUAAGGUGGAAGAGUACAUUACUCCUGAAAAGUUUCAGUACUGGGAGAAGAUAGGGACCGAGCUGGGAUUCCUGUACACAGCCAGUGGCCCCCUGGUGCGCUCCUCUUAUAAAGCAGGUGAAUUCUUCUUGAAGAAUCUGAUUGACAAGAGAAAACAAGAAUGUAUGUAACUGAGGGUCAGGAAAAUGCAGCCAGCGUAUGUUCGCUGGAUAUUAACCAGUGACCUGCGCAACACAGGCACUUUAUGAAGCUCAUCUA